Molecule: messenger RNA, 4128 nt
Organism: Rotaria socialis
Lineage: Eukaryota; Metazoa; Rotifera; Eurotatoria; Philodinida; Philodinidae
Source: the annotation of a GenBank genome assembly
AUGCUUCAUCAUUUAAUAUAUAUUCUCAUUUUAUUUCUUGUUCAACAUACAACUGAACAAUAUUUGCUGGGAACUCAUUUCUAUGUUAAUCAGGAAAAUAUUCUGAUCGAUAAUACUUUAAAAACUGUUUCAACAUUAGCACGUCCCUAUGAUCUCGUUGCAUUUAUUGGCCAAUCCGAACGAUUGGCUCGUAUUGAUCAUUUGCAAACAUAUAUUGAUGCUGUUGAUGAUGCCGAUGAGUCAACUCCACAACAACAAUCAGAUAAACUUGACAGUGAUGCACAAGAGAACAAUGAAAAUAUUAAUAAAUGUUAUCAUUUUAUGAGUAAUGAUGAAUCAUUAAUAUUUAAAAUUCUCAAAACAAAUCUCUAUGAUACAUUUUAUAUACCAUUUGAAUUAAAAAAUAUUUCAAACAAUUAUUCAGUUAAUGAAAAGUCGAAAACAAAAAUUUUAACGUGUAAUCAUUUUUGUCAGGCUAGAACGAGUCUAGUAACAUUUGAUAAUUUGCCAAGUAUUUCGACUCGUUAUGAUGAACAACAAGCGAUUCGUAUUGACGAUGAAGAAAUCAAUAGUCAAACAACAGUAAAUUAUGAUAAACAAGCUAUAUGGUCUAUAAAUGAAUUAAACAAAAAUCGAACAUCAUGGCUGGCCUAUGUUUAUUUAAGCCGAUAUUUUCAUUCGAAUUUUUCAUACGAUAAUGCUAUUGAUUGUUUACGUUGUGCACUCAUUUAUGGAUCAAAUAAUGAUGAUAUUGUAUUAACUGAAUUAGCUAAUAUUGUCUUUCGUUAUGGCUAUAUACGUGAUGCAAUUAUAUUUAUUGAACGAGCAUUAGAUUUUCAUUUGAAAUCAAAAACAACAAAUGUUAGGUCAUUAUUUAUUCGUUCGAUAUUGCAUUAUUAUUUGGGAAAUCUCUGUACUAUUGAUAAUCGAUUUGUAUUAGCAAUACAAUUUUACAAUAGAACAAAAAUUCUAUUAGAAAGAAUUACAAAAAUUAACGAUGACCAACAAUUGCAGAUCCUUUCAUCAACGUCGCUCGCGUCAUUAUCGAUGCCAUCAUUACUAUCGAUAUCAAAAGAAAAACUCGAUGCACUAGGUUGCCAUUUAACAUUAGAAUCAUCAUUACAACGUAAACAUCAUUUAUUACAAACGAAAUUAGCUCAGUUAAAUCAAUUAAGAUCAAUAACUGAUGAACUCAUACAAUUGAAUAAUCUUAUUAAACGUGAUUUGUCAAAUGGUCAAUCAUUUAUUGAUUAUUUACGUCAGUUGAGAGAAGAGGAAAAACAAAUUAUCUGUGAUUGGAAAAAAACCCGGAAACGUAAAUUUAUUAGCGAUAACAUAUCGAAUUAUUUAUUUUCAUAUAGAAAAAAAUAUUCGACAAUAAUGAAACAAGAAGACUAUUGUCGUACUAAUGAUAAUUAUUCAUUUAUAAUAAAAACAAUAAAUAAUACUAUUACUGAUAAUUAUGAUUGUCGGCCACGUGACAAUUUCAUUAUUAUUGGCGAAGAGAUCGGUAUGAACGACGAAUCGUCGUCAUUGAACAGAAAGCAACAGCUUAUGUCAUUACGAAUUGCUACUAUCGAACGAACUCAGUCGAAAUAUUCAUUGGACGAUGAUUAUCCUCCUUCAGAUUCUAUGGGAAUAUCCGAUCAAAUAACAUUAGCGUCUACAGCAUCAUCGUCAACAUUAACAUCACGACUACCAACAGAAAUCAGUAUAGAACCAAAAAAAUAUUUUAUUGUUAAACAAGUCAAUGAACUUUACCCAUCGCUGAAACAAAAUAUUGCAAUUAAAAUAAACGAACAACAAUUACCCACCUAUAAAGAUUGUCAAAUUCAUUAUCAUGGUUUACCGUCCAUCGGUGACUAUCCCACUGUAUGGCUACCACUAGAAAAUAAAGGCUUAUUAAAUAUAAAACAAGCAUUUUAUGAAGGUCUUAAUCAUCAAUAUAGGCAUUAUCCACUGCCAUGGUCUCCGCCUCUAUGUACAUUACAUAAACCUAUCGAUGAACGUUUAUCAAUUAUUGACAAUCACUUUGUAUUAAAGCGUUCAUCACGUGCAAAAGCGCCCAUAAAUCGUUAUGAUACAAAUAUGUUAUUAAAUUUAUAUUUAUAUAUUGAUUCGAUAAUUGACGAGCAAAGACCAAUUGAAGAAUUUGGUCAACGUUUAAGAUCAGUUGGAGAAAAACAUGAGCAGUUAUUACCAGAAUGGGUUGUUCACUUAUUAUCAUCACUUUAUUGGCGGAUUAGUGGACAUUUACCACAUGCAAUUGAUUGUGGAUUACAAGCACAUCAAUUGAUAAUUAGAGAUAGAGUUUAUAAAAAAUGGAGUGAUUUAACACUUGUAAAUCUUGCUAAUAUUUUGUAUCUUUGGGGUAAAUAUGAAGAUGCACUCGAUUUAACUGAACAAGCGCACGCAAUAAAUUCACAUGAACCAAUUACAAAUUAUCUAUUAGGAAAUUUAUUAGCAUUAACAAAACAUAAUCACACAGCAGCACAAGAAUAUUAUCGACGAACAUUAACAGUUGAUCCAACAAAUAUAUAUGCUCGUCGACAAUUGCGUCUGAGCUAUUGUUAUACAAUGCAUACUGCAUGGGAAAUGUUGAGUUCUUCAAAUGAUAAAAAGAAUUCUAAUAAAAAGUCGAUACCGCCAAUUGAAAGUAUGAAUCAUAAUUUGAUGUUGCCUAAUCAAAAUUAUAAUCCAUAUGAAAAUGAUAUGUCUAUAUCUAACAGCGCUACUUAUAUGUCGUUUUCUCAUCAAAAUACUCAAUGUCAUCAAUCUCUUGUUGACAAUCGUUCAUCAAUUGAUCGUUGGUUAAAUCGUUCAUGUUCAAUAUCAUCUAUUAAACGCGUUGAACUGUUAGCUGCUGCUCGAAGUGCUUAUCGUUCGUAUGGUUUAUGUUCAUCAUCAUCAGUAGCAGCAGAAAUAAAUAACAAUCAUAUGAAUGACGAAUGUUCGCAAGGUUAUGCUGUGACCAAUAAUGGAAAUGAUAUUGGACAUAUUAUUAUUAUCUAUGAUCAUAUUAAGCAUACAUUUGAUUAUACAUUAAUAUUUACAAAUGAUUAUAGAACAAUAUUUUCAACAGAAAGUAAAUUAAAAUGUAUGAUUUAUGGUACAGGUAGAAAAUCAUCUAGAUGUCAUGAUUUUAAUUUAAUUGAUCCAAACGAAUUAAAUCCAAAACAUAAUAUGACGUGGUGGCGCGAUCCUUCAACAUUAUAUGAACAUUUAAAAGAACUGAUAGAAAUAAUUAAUUAUGAAAAUGAAUUGAAUAAUAAAACACAGUUCGAUCAUAAUAAUGAUAAUUUCUAUGAAAAAUACGUAUCGGAUAAUUAUAUUUUAACAAAAGAUAUUCAAGAAAAAUAUUUAUUAAAAAAUGAUAUUCAUUUCAAGGAAAUCGACUGUUUAAAUAAAUCAACAGUAACAUAUACACCGUAUUUAUCCACGUGGAUCUCACCACAAACAAAAAAUGUUUAUUUUAAUUAUACAUUUUUUAAACAGAUAAAUAAAGAAACUGUUGAAUUUAAUCAACCGAUUUGUUCAUAUCCCAUCAUUGAAUCAAUAAAUACAACAAAAACUAUUCAAAUUAUUGAUUAUAUUAUUAAAAAAGCAAAUGAGAAUUUAACAUUAUAUCGACCAGAAGGAAUAUUAAAACCUAUUUUAUUAAAUUUACUUUUCGAGAAAAAUCCAACGAUAAUGAAUAAAGGAGGCGAUGAUAAAGCGUUAAUUGGAUCUUUUCUUGCUGCUGGUCUCAACUUACCUGUUUACAAUUCGUCUUGGCUUUAUUUUCAUACAAUUUCACUCUAUUGGCGACUCAUGGGUAACGCAUCACAAACGUUGAAUUGUCUUUUUCAAUCUUAUAUAUUAUCACCAGUAAAUGUACAAGAUUUAGCGUACCUGUCAAUGGCAUUAAUGCUCUAUAACAGUCAAUUACAUAUCAAUGAAGCCAUUUAUUUACUAUAUGAAUCAUUAUCCAUAGAUCCCAAUGCUCUUCUUCUAACUCAUUUCACAUUAGGAAAUUCUAUGGCAAGAAAAGGCCAUUUCGAUUUUGCUGAACAAUGGUAUCAAUCAACAUUAAAAUUAAAACCAGACUUUGAACCAGCUAAAUCACGUUUACGUGCUAUUCAAUGUUGA